AGCCACUGGCCACGUCUCAAGACUCCGCUUCGCAUACAGCCGGAGUGUGGAAGUAGCCGAGCCGCUGCUGGCCGAAGACAGAGUGGAAGAGAGGAGAGGACCGCGGGUCGUUGGGACAUAGUGUACUGCGCAGCGGCUCCGUCGCCAGGCAGAACGACCGAGAACAAAGCGAAAGCUCUUGCAUUCAUCCUCAACUGUCUUUUCUGCAGAAGAGGCAACACACUGUUUCACAGAAGACGAAAAAAAGAAGAUCCACAUCAAACACCACACACUGACAGUGAUCCACAGCCAUCAUGCCCCGCUGCAGAGUGAACCUCAGCACCAUGAUUUUCCUGCUGAUCCUGCAGGGGUCAGCAGUAGUGCUGUUCUGCAGCUGGUACGUCCAGCUCAGUCCCUGCAGCUCUGCAUCCUCCAACGACAAAGUUCACGUUCUGCUACUGUCGUCGUGGCGAUCAGGCUCAUCCUUCCUUGGUCAGGUGUUCAGUCAGCACCCAUCUGUCUUCUAUCUUAUGGAGCCUGCUUGGCAUGUGUGGACCAAACUGCAGAAACCUGGGGCGAGGGCGCUCCGAAUGGCCGUGAGGGAUCUAUUACGGAGUGUAUUCCAGUGUGAUUUCUCUGUAAUGGAGGCCUACCUUCCAGAGCAGUAUAAUGUUUCCUCCUUGUUUAUGUGGAGUCACAGUCGAGCACUGUGCUCACCACCAGCCUGUCCUCUCACACCACGCAACCGCUUCAGCAACCAGACUCAGUGUUUUCAGACAUGUGAUGCUAUGGGCCUGCAGAGGGUGGAGGAGGCCUGUGGCACUUACAGUCACGUGGUGUUAAAAGAAGUGCGAUUUUUUGAGCUGGAAUCCCUCUAUCCACUUCUGCAGGACCCAAGUCUAGAUCUCCGCAUAAUCCACCUGGUCCGAGACCCGCGGGCUGUGGUGCGGUCUAGAGAGGAGUCAGCCAAAGCCUUUGUCAGUGAUAACGCCAUUGUCUUGGAGCAAAGAAGCAUAGCAGCAGGUGAGGUGCAGUAUCAAGUCAUGCAGGAGAUCUGUCGUAGCCAUGUGCGCAUAAAUGAGAGGGCCAUCCUUAAGCCCCCUCCAUUUUUAAAAGGCCGCUACAAAAUGGUCCGCUAUGAGGAUUUGGCACGCAACCCUCUUGGGGAAAUAACUGCCAUGUAUGACUUUGUAGGUCUGGAGAUGACCAGACAGUUGGAGGAAUGGAUCUACAAAGUGACCCAUGGAAAAGGCAAAGGCUCCAAGAAAGAGGCCUUUAAAAUCACUUCACGAAAUGCUGCUGAUGUCUCCCAGGCUUGGCGUAACAUGCUGCCACACAGCAAGGUCAAACGUAUCCAGGAAGUGUGUAAAGGGGCCAUGUCAUUGCUCGGGUACAGGACAGUUAACAGUGAAAAAGAACAGAAGAGACUUGACAUAGACCUGCUUGUGCCAAGAGAACCGUAUCAGUUCAGCUGGUUACCAGCUAAAACAGAGCAUCCAAGUAAUAGUUAAAACAAUUACCAAGAGACUACAUGGGACUGAAUAUGUGCAUGUGUGUG
This is a messenger RNA of Xiphias gladius (swordfish), 1537 nucleotides long. It is a transcript of the gene chst6, whose product is annotated as carbohydrate sulfotransferase 6. Gene Ontology annotation, biological process: carbohydrate metabolic process; sulfur compound metabolic process; N-acetylglucosamine metabolic process. Gene Ontology annotation, molecular function: N-acetylglucosamine 6-O-sulfotransferase activity. Lineage: Eukaryota; Metazoa; Chordata; Actinopteri; Istiophoriformes; Xiphiidae. The transcript has 2 exons. The coding region runs from base 294 to 1490 and encodes 398 amino acids. The record is from RefSeq and is a predicted model, not a curated record. Gene Ontology annotation, cellular component: Golgi membrane.